UCAAAUUUUGACUUGACAGUUUAUCUGUGUGAGUACAAUAAGCAAGUUACCUCCUUACAAAGAAGAGCAAGAUGCCGGCAUAUUUACCAAAGGAGGUAUAACAAUUGGUCUGAAGAAGUCAGGUCUGGUAUUCAUCCUUCAUCCCAGCAACAACAAGAUGGAGAUCAAGCAACAAGUGAUGUUCACAAGGACACCGGAGUAAGAUAUGCUCCCUAUGCCAUUCCAUUCUGCCAUCGGAGAGGCAAUUUUCAGAAAAAAGACGAAACCCAUGUUAACAAGGCGACAGAGCAAAAGCCUCCAGAGAGAAAAAUGGAGAGAAACAGGCAGGAUGAGACCUUGGGGAGCUGGUUCAAGAUCAGGAUCCCCUUCGGUAUUAAAUAUGAUGAGAAGUGGCUGCUGAAUUUGAUUCAGAAGCAAUGCAGUGUCCCCUUCACCCCAGUCGAAUUUCACUAUGAGAAAAUGCAGGCCCAGUUCUUCAUUGAGAACGCCAACAUUGCCUUCGCACUGAAGAAUGUCAACGGCGUGAUUUACAAUGAGGCUAAUGAAAGGAUAUCUAUCUUUGUUGAGCCCUGUGAUGCACCCCACUCUGUGCUGAAGGAGCUGAAGUCAGAAAAGGUGGAGCAGAUAAAGCUGCCCGUGAAGGAACGAUAUGAUGUCUCCCAGCAAUCUCUUGACAUCCAGAGAGUCCGCUCUGACCCCGGCUGGGACACUGGGGUGUGGGUGUACUUGUCCUGGCUCUGUUUCUCUGGCCCAUGUGGUUCCUCCUCAUCAUCACAGGUGAAGUCUGCAGGGGAGAUGGACAAGGGUGAGCGGCUGGAGCCAGAAGGGAUGUGUGCAGACAGAAACCCCCUGUGCACCACCUUCCCUGAUAAGUCAACCAACAUAAGCUCCAUCCUGGAAUUGUUCCCCAAGUUACUAACCUUGAAGCUCAAGGACCCCCACCUGCGGGUCCAGCUGCUGAAGCACACAAAACGUGUCAUUUUGCACACCCUCUGUGUGUUGCCCAAGACUCAGCAUGACUUCAGCUCCUUCGUGGUGGACACGUGGUUCCAGACGGAAACGAUGCUCUGCUUCUCCGUCAGUGGGGUGUUCAAGGAAGUGGAAGGGAGUUCUCAGGGCUGUGUGCGUGCCUUCACCCGGACCUUCAUCGCUAUCCCCGCCAGCUCUUCCAGUCUUUGCAUCGUGAAUGACGAGCUGUUUGUGAGUGACUCCAACCCCAAGAAGACUGAGUCUGUGUUCCUCAUCCCAAAGCCUACAUGCUGUGCUAGCUCCAUUUCCACCCUCUCCAUGGAGUGGCAGGCAAUGGUGCAGGCUUUCUCCACCUGGUCUGGGAUGAACGUCCAGGAUUCUCAGAAGUGA
Physeter macrocephalus (sperm whale) is the source of this 1359-nucleotide messenger RNA. Its product is annotated as nuclear RNA export factor 3-like. The record is from RefSeq and is a predicted model, not a curated record. Gene Ontology annotation, molecular function: RNA binding. Lineage: Eukaryota; Metazoa; Chordata; Mammalia; Artiodactyla; Physeteridae. The annotation marks the transcript as partial. Gene Ontology annotation, biological process: poly(A)+ mRNA export from nucleus. Gene Ontology annotation, cellular component: cytoplasm; nucleus. The transcript is spliced from 14 exons.